Messenger RNA from Microbotryum saponariae, 4409 nucleotides. The record is from the annotation of a GenBank genome assembly. NCBI's taxonomy places the organism in Eukaryota, Fungi, Basidiomycota, Microbotryomycetes, Microbotryales, Microbotryaceae.
AUGAGACGUUCACCACUACUGUCAGGAGAGGUUGAGAGUCGAACAGAAGUGAUGAGAAGGAAGCUAAGAAACAGAAAGGGGGGGGCCACGCUGGGAUAGUCCCAGGCGCGUGACAAUGUACAUCCCUAAGUCAGCCGCGGGUGAAAUCGCCGGCGCGCCUAAGUCCCCACCGCAAGGGGGCGGGCUAGCGGGCGCGCGCAUGAAUCCGCCGGCGCUGGCGCGCUGAGGCAGUCGCGCGCGUCUAAGUCCCCACCGCCGGGGGCGGGCUAGCAAGUGCGCGCAACGACCGAGGCGCCCCUGUCGAGCUGAGAGUGGACUCUUCACACGCACCGUCGUCCAUACAGAAGAUGGUUGCCGCUGGUUUGCUGGAAGGUCUCGGGGCCGGAUAUAGUGACGAAGAGGUAGAGAAGUUUGUCUGCAAUGCUUGCCUCAGUGCAAAGGGCCAUCGUCUUCCUUUUCCCGAUUCGGACUCGCACUCCUCAGAGAGACUCGGCCUCGUACACAGCGAUGUGCUUUCCUUUCCCGAGUCGUCCUUGACUGGCAAGCGUUACCUGGUCACGUUUCUUGACGACUUCUCGCGCAAACUGUGGGCAUACGCGAUCGGACACAAAAGCGAAGUCUUUGGCGUGUUCAAGACAUGGCUUGCCGAGGUCGAACUCGAGACGGAUGCAAAACUGAAGGUCCUCCGAACCGACAAUGGUGGCGAAUACUGUUCGAGAGCGUUCACGGAAUUCUGUAAGGCACGCGGCACACGUCGACAAUACUCUAUCCCUCGAACGCCUCAACAGAACGGUCGUGCCGAACGAGUCAAUCGUUCUAUCGUCGAAGGUGUCCUUGCCCUCCUUGCAGACGCCCACUUACCCAAAUCAUUCUGGGAGGAGGCAGCAGCUUAUUUCGUCUACUGCAAGAACCUGUGCGAACACUCGGCCCUGGACAAGGCAACACCGAACUUCGCCUGGCAGGGCGACCGCACCAACGCCUCGGCGCUUCACCCGUUCGGCUGCACGGCUUGGCUCACAGUCGCGCCUGAACUUCGCUCGAAACUCGACCCGAAAGCGGUUCGCGUUCUCUUCACCGGCUAUGACCUGGCUUCUAAAGCCUUCCGUUUCUACGACACGACGACCAAGAAGAUCAGUUUGGGCAGAAAUGCCAGGUUCCUCGACAACGAAUUUCCCGGGUUACGUAGCGACUCCACCGAGCAAGACGCCGACACGCACUUCGCCAGCGCUUGCCCGACCACCGAAUCCCAAGCCGUUGUCAAGACAUGGACCCCACUAGUAAGGUCGGCGCACAUGGACGUCUCAUCCUCUCUUGAUGACUCUGCCAUGAGCGCCGUUGACGUGGCCCCAGGGUACACUGGCGGAACCUUACUUAAUUCCACAGAUGCCGAAUCGUCCUCGUCACCGUCUCCUGAGCCGUCCUCGUCACCGUCGCCCGCAACUCCCUUGUCACCGUCGCCUGCGCUGUCACCGUCGUUGGCUGCGUCAUCGUCACCCUCGGCCUUACCGACCGACUCUGACUACUCCGCCGACCCUCUGGACCUCAUCGGCUCACAGACCCCGACUCGCCUCGGCCCACCGGACGUGCACCGCCCAGACUUCAGCACGUACCGUGAGCCCGCAUCGGCUGAGGAGUCGCCCGACGAACUCGACAUCAUUGGGCGCCACUCGCGCGAUGAAUCGCCGGACGAAAUCGAUUUCCUCACCCAACACCACCGCGCCUUCAUCGCCACCGACGACGACAACUCUGACACAGAAGCCAUUCAACCAGUCAAGUCCAUCACCAGCGACCCACAGACAUGGCGCGAGGCAAUGUCGAGUGACAAGCGCGAAGUGUGGGCCAAGGCCGCUACCGACGAGUUCAAUUCCAUGCGCGACGACUUCAAGGUCUUCACCAUCGAGGACCGAUCCACGGUACCAGCGGGUGCGACCAUCGUCACAUCCAAGUUCGUCUGGAAAACGAAACGGAAUGCACUCGGCGAAGUCACCGGCCACAAGGCACGGCUCGUGGCGCAGGGAAAUCGGCAACGCGACGGCAUCGACUUCAACGAAACCUUCGCACCAGUCGCACGCUUCUCCUCGAUACGCUCACUCCUCGCGCUGGCGGCCGCCAACGGCUUGCACGUGCACCAGGCGGACAUCGACAAAGCCUAUCUGCAUGGCGACCUUGACCAUGACAUCUGGAUGACGACACCGCGCGGCUUCGACCUUCCCACCGACAAGGUGCUUCGUCUGCGACGCUCCAUCUACGGACUCAAACAGGCUGGCCGAAUCUGGAAUCGACACAUCGACGCAUCGCUUCGAGAUCUCGGCUAUACGGCGACGGGCACCGACCACUGCGUGUACUCUCGGAUCGACGAUCGGCGACGCCCACACUACAUCGCGCUGUACGUCGACGACCUCCUGAUGAUCAGCCCCGACUUGGCCGAAAUUGAACGUGUCAUCUCGGGCCUCGAACAACGCUACGGCGUCAAGCGCCUCGGCCCGGCAGAGUACAUCCUCGGCAUCCAGAUCAGGCGACUCGAAGACGGUUCUAUUGCCCUGUCCCAGGAACGGUACAUCAUGGACGUGCUUGCUCGGUUCCACUUCGACACCACGACUCGCGGCACUACAGUCCCGAUGACCCCCGGCCUUUCGCUCACCGCCAUCCCGGGUCAAGGCACCGAACGGAUCAGGUCAUGGUAUCUGCAGGCUAUCGGCUCGCUCCUCUACAUUUCGCUCGGCACCCGCCCCGACAUCGCCUUCGCCGUGUCCUACCUGGCCCGCUUCGCCAACAACCCUGGACGUCGUCACUGGAUCGCGGUCAAGCACAUCCUCCGCUAUCUCCGGGCCACAUAUCGCGACGAACUGGUUUAUGCUUGCGGCGAGACACGCAUCACGGGCGUGGUUGGCUACUCCGACGCGAACUGGGGGGCCUGCGUCGAUACGUCGGUGUCCACUAUGGGCUACGUCUUCUACAUUGCCGGAUCCGCCGUGUCUUGGUCGUCCAAGCGUCAAUCUCGAGUUGCCGAUUCUACCACCGACGCUGAAUACCUCGCCCUCUCGCAUGCUGGCAAGGAAGGGAUCUACCUCAGUCAGCUGCUCGAGGAGCUCCAUGUCCAACCUGUUGCACCGGCUCACAUUUUUACUGACAAUGAAGCCGCUGCCGCAGUUGCCCACGACCCUGUCCGCGUCUCCGGCACUCGACACAUACGCUUGCGCGAGCACUUUGUUCGGGACAUGGUGAAUCGGGGCGAUAUCUCACUCUCGCAUGUGGGAACCAGCAACAUGGUGGCCGACAUCUUCACAAAGGCUCUUGGCCCAAAGAUUUUCUCGACACACUGCUACGCACUAGGCCUUCGCACUCGACACCCACGGCUUGGAUCUGCCUCGCAUUCGCGUGGGGGGGGGUGUGAAGAGUCCACUCUCAGCUCGACAGGGGCGCCUCGGUCGUUGCGCGCGCCUGCUAGCCUGGCCCCUGUGGUGGGGACUUAGGCGCGCGCGAGUGCCUCAGCGCGCCGGCGCCGGCGGUUUUCGGGCGCGCGCCGCUAGCCCGCCCUUGCAGUGGGGACUUAGCCGCGCGCGACUGCCUCAGCGCUCCAGCGAUUUCGCCCGCGCCUGGGCAUAUCCCAGCGCGGGCCACCUUUCCAUUUCUUAGCUUCCUUCUCAUCACUUCUGUUCGACUCUCGACUUCUCCUGACAGUAGUGGUGAUCAUCUCAUAGGUACGCUGAAAUACAUCACUUCUGUUCGACUCUCGACUUCUCCUGACAGUAGUGGUGAUCAUCUCAUACUUCCCACCGGCCUGGUCAGCUAUUUCUUGGAUCGUUUGCCCUCCCUCUUCUGUCCGACCUCGUUGGCUACCAUAGUUCGGUACACUGGACUUGCUGCGAGCCUUGCAGCCGCGUAUCCUCCGCGGUUGCCUCUCGGUCGACUGCCGCCGCCUCGGUCGACACCCCCUUCGCUCCUUCGCGCUUUCGCGCGCUCUCUCGCUCUCUCCCUCGUCUCUCGCGUGUAGUCAUCGUCAUCCCCUCCGACGUUGCCUGUCAUUCCAGCCGUGUCUCCCGUUCGCCAAGAUCUUUUUUGACGAUGUCCACGUCCAUUCCGAUACCCAUCGCGCGCACUUGAGACACAUCAAGAUCCUGCUGAUGACAUUGAGACAUUACCGGUUCUACUUAGGAUCCAAGAAGUCCGAGUGGUUCUCAAAGUCGUUGGAUUCCUUGGGCACCAUCAUUUCCGACGUCGGCAUCGAAGUCGACCCUGCCAAGUGGGAGCGUAUCCGUCAGUGGCCGAUCCCUUGCAACAAGACCGAUGUCCAGCGCUUCCUCGGCACCGUCAAUUGGAUGCGAGAUCACCUACCGCACCUCUCGACGAUCUUGGAGCCGAUCACCGCGUUGUUGGCGCAAUCGACCUCGUGGUGUUGGAACGAGUGA